ACCCCCCAGCGGUCAUUUCCAUGCUCUUCCUGCACUUCGGGAGCCUCUGGCACUGCAGGUCAUUUCUAUUGUUCCUCCUGCACUCCCAGAGCCCGCCAACCCAACAGUUGGGGGACAGAAACCGGAGGUCUCUUGUGAGGCGGGGGAGCCCUUCUGUCAGUAUAUGAGCUGGGGUCCACAGUGAGUUCUGGCCCCUUGUUGUAAAUGUCAGUGGCGCACGGGUGGCAUUGACAGCCCAGGGCUUGCUGGGCCCUCCAGAGGGAGCCCAGAACAGAGCCCUGAGCUCAUCCUUCCAAACCUCGGUGGACUGGGGAGGGCAACAGGAACCAGCCACGGAGGCUGAGAAGCAGCUGUCUGGCCGCGGCCAGGGCAGUCGGGCGCACAGCAGAGCUCAGAGAGAGCUGGGGGUCCGCACUUGACAGCGACAGCGGCGGUACCGCUGGUGCUAGGGUCCCCCCUCCUCCCCCGCUUAACCCCCUCCAUGCCUCAGCCCCGCUUCCCUCCUGCUGGGGCCCGUGUCCUCCCACCAGCACAGGGGCAGGGACGUCUGGGAUGCCAAGGCUGGACGCUGCGGGCGGCGCCGGGCCGGGCUUCGGGAGGGGGCGGCGGGGCUAUAAGCGUCCCGGGGCGCCCACCCUCGAAGCCGGAGCCCGAGCGAGGAGGAGACGGCGCUGGAACCCAUGGACACGUCGUACCCCCGCGAGGACCCCCGGGCCCCGACGGCCCACAAGGCAGACGGCGCCGCCCACACGGCCCUCACCCUGGGGGCGCCCAGACCCCCACCUCGAGACCACUUGAUCUGGUCGGUGUUCAGCACGCUCUACCUGAACCUGUGCUGCCUCGGCUUCCUGGCGCUGGCCUACUCCAUCAAGGCCCGGGACCAGAAGGUGGCUGGAGACCUGGAGGCAGCCCGGCGUCUGGGGUCCAAAGCCAAGUGCUACAACAUCCUGGCCAUGAUGUGGGCGCUGGUGCCACCGCUGCUGCUGCUGGCGCUGGUGGUGACAGGCGCGCUACACCUGUCGCGGCUGGCGAAGGACUCCGCUGCCUUCUUUAGCACCAAGUUCGAUGACUCGGACUAUGACUGACGGGCUGGGCCUUGUCUGCAUCCUGCCUACGGACCCUGACCCCAGGACCAAAUCCCAGGGCCCUGCUCCGGGGACUCCACCCUGACCCCCUGGAACCCUAUCUCCACCAUCUCAUCCUGGGCACCUAAUGCUGACCCCAAAGAUCCCUUGUUUGGACCCCAGUGGCCUCAACUCCAGCCAUGAUGGUCCCCGCUCCCCUACCUCCUUGUGCCCAGGCUGGACCCUCUCUCCUCAAACCAGACUCCUUCAGGCUUGGUUUCAUAAUUAAAAGCACCCGGUUCCA
This is a messenger RNA of Mustela erminea (ermine), 1368 nucleotides long. RefSeq names its product interferon induced transmembrane protein 5 (gene IFITM5). The coding region runs from base 681 to 1085 and encodes 134 amino acids. The transcript is spliced from 3 exons. The record is from RefSeq and is a predicted model, not a curated record. Gene Ontology annotation, cellular component: plasma membrane. Gene Ontology annotation, biological process: bone mineralization; bone morphogenesis. NCBI's taxonomy places the organism in Eukaryota, Metazoa, Chordata, Mammalia, Carnivora, Mustelidae.